CCAACCUAAGUGAUAGUGAGGUACCAAUUUACUUACCAAAAUGUUUUAACACAAUAUAAAAAGCAUUACCACAUUUUACUAUUUUCUUACCAGCCAGUAACCAUCGUUUCACCUCUCUUCAAAACCCUUAACGCCGCAAACACUCUUUUUUUUUACCAUGGACCUCUUCGCCGCCGAACACGUCGCUCCAUUUCCCGACUCCGGUGACCUUCUCUUCGCCGCCGGCCUCCUCUCCACUCACCACAAUCCCCAAAAACUCCGCCCUAUCAGGUCCGUCCCUCCUCCUCCUGGUUACCUCGUUCACUCUCAGUCCCCUCCCAACCCUCACCCUCUAGAACCUUCCAACAAGUCUCAAGACCCGACCGAAUCCGGGUCGGGUCAUUCUCAGUUGCCUCCUGGCCUCGAACCCGGUUCGUCUUUGGAUGAUGAUGAUGACGACGAUGCGGAAAAUUCAUCUGCAAGUACUAAAGAAUUUGUCUAUUAUCUUUUCUCUCCCCACCACCUGUGAAUCUUUUAUCCCCCUAAAUUUCCAAUUUUGUCCUUGAAAAAACUUCGGUUUAUAGAAACCCAAGUUUUUUUUGCCUUGAAAACAAAUUUCGGUUUCUAAAAACCGAAAUUUACUUUGAAUUUGCACUACUAAAAAUCCGGUUUCUGCGAACCAAAGUUUUCAGCAAGAGUAAAAUUGAAAUAUUGAAGGAUAUAAAAGAUUCACGGGAGGUGGGAAGAGAAAACAUCUUUAUCUAUCGAUGCUUCAACUAAAUGUAAAGGCAAGGAAACAAAAAAGUCCAAGUUAGCUUACAUGGAAGAUAAUCUCAAUUAAAUCAUUGAUUGUUAGUUAGUCAACAUAAUGGACAAUUAGCUUUGAAAAUUAAUAGAAAAUAGGUGAAAAGGUGAAGAAUAUUUCUUCACUUGCACCACUUACGGUAUAUGUGAAUUGAAUCAAAACUGUUUGUAUUUGUGUGUCAUGCAUAUGAUGAUUAUAUUUAAUAAUUUUAUUCUCAUA
Messenger RNA from Trifolium pratense (red clover), 1003 nucleotides. RefSeq lists its product as uncharacterized. Lineage: Eukaryota; Viridiplantae; Streptophyta; Magnoliopsida; Fabales; Fabaceae. The record is from RefSeq and is a predicted model, not a curated record. Bases 158 to 508 code for a protein of 116 amino acids. The transcript is spliced from 2 exons.